Molecule: messenger RNA, 5240 nt
Organism: Marmota flaviventris (yellow-bellied marmot)
Lineage: Eukaryota; Metazoa; Chordata; Mammalia; Rodentia; Sciuridae
Gene: Eif3a
Product: eukaryotic translation initiation factor 3 subunit A
Biological process (GO): formation of cytoplasmic translation initiation complex; translation reinitiation
Cellular component (GO): eukaryotic translation initiation factor 3 complex, eIF3e; multi-eIF complex; eukaryotic translation initiation factor 3 complex, eIF3m
Molecular function (GO): translation initiation factor activity; mRNA binding
Source: RefSeq, a predicted model, not a curated record
UUCCGUCUCUGGCCGGCUGGGCGCGGGCGACUGCUGGCGAGGCGCGUGGACUCUCGCGCUCGUUCCCCUUCGUCUCCUCUCCCGGCCCGGGCCGCUAGGGAGUUCGCUGACGCCGGGUGAGCCGCGCCUGCCGCCAAGAUGCCGGCCUAUUUCCAGAGGCCGGAAAAUGCCCUCAAACGCGCCAACGAAUUUCUUGAGGUUGGCAAAAAGCAGCCUGCUCUGGAUGUUCUUUAUGAUGUUAUGAAAAGUAAGAAACAUAGAACAUGGCAAAAGAUACACGAGCCGAUUAUGUUGAAAUACUUGGAACUUUGCGUGGAUCUUCGUAAGAGCCACUUGGCUAAGGAAGGAUUAUAUCAGUAUAAGAACAUUUGUCAGCAGGUGAACAUUAAAUCUUUAGAGGAUGUUGUUAGGGCAUAUUUGAAACUGGCAGAGGAAAAAACUGAAGCUGCUAAAGAAGAAUCCCAACAGAUGGUAUUAGAUAUAGAAGAUCUGGAUAAUAUUCAGACUCCUGAGAGUGUUCUCCUAAGUGCUGUAAGUGGAGAGGACACUCAGGAUCGGACUGACAGAUUACUUUUAACUCCCUGGGUAAAGUUCCUGUGGGAAUCAUACAGACAAUGUUUGGACCUUCUUCGAAACAAUUCUAGAGUAGAGCGCCUCUAUCAUGAUAUUGCACAGCAAGCAUUUAAAUUCUGCCUCCAGUACACCCGUAAGGCUGAAUUCCGUAAGCUGUGUGACAAUUUGAGAAUGCACUUAUCACAGAUUCAACGCCACCAUAACCAAAGUACAGCAAUCAAUCUUAAUAAUCCAGAGAGCCAGUCCAUGCAUUUGGAAACCCGGCUUGUUCAGUUGGACAGUGCUAUCAGCAUGGAACUGUGGCAGGAAGCAUUCAAAGCUGUGGAAGAUAUUCACGGACUAUUCUCCUUGUCUAAAAAACCACCCAAGCCUCAGUUGAUGGCAAAUUAUUAUAACAAAGUCUCAACUGUGUUUUGGAAGUCCGGAAAUGCUCUUUUUCAUGCAUCUACACUCCAUCGUCUUUACCAUCUAUCUAGAGAAAUGAGAAAGAAUCUUACACAAGAUGAGAUGCAAAGAAUGUCUACCCGAGUCCUUUUGGCUACUCUGUCCAUCCCUAUAACCCCUGAGCGUACUGACAUUGCUCGACUUCUGGAUAUGGAUGGCAUUAUAGUUGAAAAACAACGUCGUCUUGCAACAUUACUAGGUCUUCAAGCCCCACCAACACGAAUUGGCCUUAUUAAUGAUAUGGUCAGAUUCAAUGUACUACAAUAUGUUGUCCCAGAAGUAAAAGACCUGUACAACUGGCUGGAAGUAGAAUUUAACCCAUUAAAACUCUGUGAGAGAGUCACUAAAGUUUUAAAUUGGGUUAGGGAACAACCUGAAAAGGAACCAGAGUUGCAACAGUAUGUGCCUCAACUGCAGAACAACACCAUACUCCGCCUUCUACAGCAGGUGGCACAGAUAUAUCAGAGCAUUGAAUUUUCUCGUUUGACUUCUCUGGUUCCUUUUGUUGAUGCUUUCCAACUGGAACGGGCCAUAGUAGAUGCAGCCAGGCACUGUGACCUGCAGGUUCGUAUUGACCACACUUCUCGGACCCUGAGUUUUGGAUCUGAUUUGAAUUAUGCUACCCGAGAAGAUGCACCAAUUGGUCCUCAUCUGCAGAGCAUGCCUUCAGAACAGAUAAGAAAUCAGCUCACAGCCAUGUCCUCAGUGCUUGCAAAGGCACUUGAAGUCAUCAGGCCAGCUCAUAUACUGCAAGAGAAAGAAGAACAACAUCAGUUGGCAGUGACUGCAUACCUUAAAAAUUCACGGAAAGAACAUCAGCGUAUACUGGCUCGCCGUCAGACAAUUGAGGAAAGGAAAGAGCGGCUUGAGAGUCUUAAUAUUCAGCGUGAGAAAGAGGAAUUGGAACAAAGGGAAGCUGAACUUCAGAAAGUACGCAAGGCUGAAGAAGAGAGACUGCGCCAGGAGGCAAAAGAGAGGGAGAAGGAGCGGAUCUUACAAGAACAUGAACAAAUCAAAAAGAAAACUGUUCGUGAGCGAUUGGAACAGAUCAAAAAGACAGAGCUGGGUGCCAAAGCAUUCAAAGAUAUUGACAUUGAAGAUCUUGAAGAAUUGGAUCCAGAUUUUAUCAUGGCUAAACAGGUUGAACAACUGGAGAAAGAAAAGAAGGAACUUCAAGAACGGCUGAAGAACCAAGAAAAGAAGAUUGACUAUUUUGAAAGAGCUAAACGUUUGGAAGAAAUUCCUUUGAUAAAGAGUGCUUAUGAGGAACAAAGGAUUAAAGACAUGGAUCUGUGGGAACAACAAGAAGAAGAAAGAAUUACUACUAUGCAGCUAGAGCGGGAAAAGGCUCUUGAACAUAAGACUCGAAUGUCGCGAAUGCUUGAAGAUAGAGAUUUAUUUGUGAUGCGACUCAAAGCGGCGCGGCAGUCAGUUUAUGAGGAAAAACUUAAACAGUUUGAAGAGCGAUUAGCAGAAGAAAGACAUAAUCGUUUGGAGGAGCGGAAGAGGCAACGUAAAGAAGAGCGCAGAAUAACUUACUAUAGAGAAAAAGAGGAGGAGGAGCAGAGGAGGGCCGAGGAGCAAAUGCUGAAAGAGCGAGAAGAAAGAGAGAGGGCUGAGCGUGCCAAACGUGAGGAAGAGCUUCGAGAAUAUCAGGAGCGUGUCAAAAAACUAGAAGAAGUAGAAAGGAAAAAACGCCAAAGGGAGUUGGAAAUUGAAGAGAGAGAACGCCGCAGAGAAGAGGAAAGAAGACUUGGCGAUGACCCACUUUCUAGGAAGGAUUCUCGUUGGGGAGAUAGAGACUCUGAAGGCACGUGGAGAAAAGGACCUGAAGCUGACUCUGAGUGGAGGAGGGGUCCACCAGAGAAGGAGUGGAGACGUGGAGAAGGGCGCGAUGAGGAAAGGCCUCAUCGGAGAGAUGAAGAUCGACCCAGGCGUUUGGGAGAUGAUGAAGAGAGAGAGUCCUCUCUUAGACCAGAUGAUGAUCGGGUGCCUAGGCGCAGCAUGGAUGACGACAGAGGCCCUAGACGUGGUCCUGAUGAAGAUCGCUUCUCUCGUCGUGGAACAGAUGAUGACCGUCCUUCUUGGCGUAAUGCAGAUGAUGACAGGCCUCCCAGACGAAUUGGUGAUGAUGACAGGGGAAGUUGGCGUCAUGCAGAUGAUGAUAGACCACCUAGACGAGGACUGGAUGACGACAGAGGAAGCUGGCGAACAGCUGAUGAGGACAGAGGACCAAGACGUGGAAUGGAUGAGGACCGGGGGCCCAGGCGAGGAGGUGCUGAUGAUGAGCGAUCAUCCUGGCGCAAUGCUGAUGAUGAUCGGGGUCCCAGGCGGGGCAUGGAUGAUGACCGGGGUCCCAGGCGAGGGUUGGAUGAUGACCGAGGACCUUGGAGGAAUGCUGACGAUGAUAGAAUUUCCAGACGUGGUGCAGAUGAUGACAGGGGGCCUUGGAGAAACAUGGAUGACGAUCGGAUUCCCAGACGUAAUGAAGAGGAUCGGAUUCCCAGACGAAGUGAAGACUCCAGACCUGGUCCCUGGAGGCCAUUUGUCAAGCCAGGCGGAUGGAGAGAGAAAGAAAAGGCCAGAGAAGAGAGUUGGGGUCCACCUCGAGAAUCAAGGCCAUCAGAAGAACGUGAAUGGGAUAGAGACAAAGAAAGGGAUAGAGACAAUCAAGAUCGUGAGGAGAAUGAGAAAGACCCUGAAAGAGAGAGGGACAGAGAGAGAGAUGGUGGGGAUCGUGAGGAUCGCUUCAGAAGACCCAGGGAUGAAGGUGGCUGGAGAAGAGGACCAGCUGAGGAAUCUUCGAGCUGGAGAGAUUCAAGUCGCCGAGAUGACAGAGAUAGGGAUGAUCGUCGUCGUGAGAGAGAUGAUCGUCGUGAUCUAAGGGAAAGAAGAGAUCUCAGAGAUGACAGAGACCGGAGAGGGCCUCCCCUCAGAUCAGAACGUGAAGAAGUAAGCUCUUGGAGACGUGCUGAUGAUAGGAAAGAUGACCGGGCAGAAGAGCGGGAUCCCCCUCGCCGAGUUCCUCCCCCAGCUCUUUCAAGAGAGAGAGAAAGAGACCGGGAACGGGAACGAGACCGGGACCGGGACCGGGACCGGGACCGAGACCGAGAAGGUGAAAAAGAAAAGACCUCAUGGAGAGCUGAGAAAGAUAGGGAAUCCCUUCGUCGUACUAAAAAUGAGACUGAUGAAGAUGGAUGGACCACAGUACGACGUUAAGUCCCAAGAUGGUGGAUUCAGACUCGUGUCUUACAUAGGUUUGAUCACAUUCAAGGAUUAUUAUACUUGUUCUUCAACCAAUCUAAAUUGGAUUCUUUAAUGUUGUUUCACCAUAACACAAAAAGCAUGAACUUGUAUUAAUCCUAUAUAAUAGAUUGAUCAUGCACCGUAUCCACAGAAGGUUGGAAAACCAUGCCAUUUUCUGGAAUUUAAGGUGUUGCAUUAUUUCAUCAAUCACUUGUUUACAAAAGAGAAAAACUAAAAAAUAAAUUUAAAAUGUGAACCCGUCGGGUAUGGAGUAACACCUUUAUCUUGGUAUAGAACUGAUAUUUUUUUGUUUGAUUUUGAAAUAUCUGAUAUUAAUUUGGAAUGAGGUGUUAAGCUUUUGUUAAAAUGUAUUCGAAGACCCUUUAAACCAUUGGAUCUGAAACAAUUUUCACACCAUUAGCGGUUGAAACAUACCUCUUUAGGUAUUUUGAGGUAUUUACUAUUAACUAAAUUUAGGAAGUUUUUAGGUUCACUCUAAGUGCAGUAAAUAUUACAGACAUUGGAUACAGUGGGAUUUUCUGUAGAUUUUACUUAAGAAGAGGUGAGUAUAAAGCAAUUUGCAGUCAUUAUUGUAAUGACAAUACUGUUCAAGUGCAAACCCAAAACAGUGCAGCUUUUAAAUUUUAAAGCAUUUGGUAAACUAUUGCUGUUUUUUUCUGUUGCCAAUAGCAAACUGCUUUUCCAUUAAUGGAGACUUCAUGCCUUUCAAGCAUUUUAAAUAUGACAAUAUUUAUAAAUGUGUGAUUUGGAGGAAUUCUUUAAAUUCUUUUUCUUAAUUUCCUUUCUCUUCAGAAUAGAUUCUUUCAACAAGUAAUUUGUAGUAAUGACUGUGUUGACUUCAAUUUUUGGAGUGUAGUAGCUAUGUUAAAGAUUAACUAUUUGGUCUUAUUGAAGCCAACACAGAACUUGCUGCUGUGUUUUUUCUUCAGUGAUAAAUAAAAUACUUACAGAAUUUG